CGCUGGUGCAGGUGCUCUGUUUCAUCGAGAGUGGAUGCGAAAGGCAAGAAGGGGAGGGAAAGAAUGAAGGGAAACGUUGGAGAAAAGUGCGCGGGGCAUGCAUAAAAGGGCAUCAGCAGCUGACAGUGUGUCUAAUGUCCUGGGGCUUGGCUCGGAAUGAUUUAUUGAAAGGGGCACUUUGAGAUAUGAUAAGGUUUCUCUCUGGUUGGCAAUAGUACUAUGAUUUGGUAUGUGGCCACUUUGAUAGCAAGUGUAUUCAGCACCCGAGGAACGGCUGCUCAAGGUGCCCACGAAGUCAGAGAGGAGCCCCAGUUUGUGACGGCCCGCUCUGGGGAGACCGUGAUAUUGGGAUGUGACGUGGCCCACCCACUCAACGGCCAGCCCUACGUGGUGGAGUGGUUCAAGUUUGGAGUGCCCAUCCCCUUCUUCAUCAACUUCCGCUUCUACCCUCCCCAUGUGGACCCCGAGUAUGCCGGCCGAGCCAGCCUGCAUGGCAAGUCAUCUCUUCGCAUUGAGAGGGUUCGAUCGGAGGACCAGGGCUGGUACGAGUGCAAGGUCCUGAUGCUGGAGCAACAGUACCACACUUUUCACAAUGGCAGCUGGGUUCACCUCACAGUCAAUGCUCCCCCGACUUUCACGGAUACACCGCCGCAGUAUGUGGAGGCCAAAGAGGGGGGCAGCAUCACUCUGAGCUGCACGGCCUUUGGGAAUCCCAAGCCCUCAGUCAGUUGGCUCAGAGAGGGAGACCCCGUACAGGACAGCAACAAGUACAAGGUGAGUGAUGGCAGCCUGAUGCUUGUUUCCAUCAGCCGUGAGGACAGGGGAGCAUACACAUGCCGAGCUUACAGCGAGCAGGGAGAGGCCGUCCACACCACACGCCUACUCGUCCAAGGACCCCCAUUUAUUGUUUCGCCACCAGAGAACAUAACCGUAAACAUAUCCCAGGAUGCAUUCUUCACUUGUCAGGCUGAGGCGUAUCCUGGCAACCUAACGUACACCUGGUUCUGGGAGGAAGAUAACGUCUUCUUCAAGAAUGACCUCAAGCGCAGAGUUAGUAUUCUAAUCGAUGGUUCGCUCAUCAUCUCCCAGGUGAAACCUGACGAUGCUGGGAGAUACACCUGCAGCCCUAGUAACAGCCUUGGCCGCCCCCCCUCCGCAUCAGCGUACCUGACAGUGCAUUACCCUGCCCGUGUGGUCAACAUGCCGCCAGUCAUAUAUGUGGCCAUCGGACUGCCGGGGUACAUUCGCUGCCCGGUGGAUGCCAACCCACCUGUCACUUCAGUGAAGUGGAAAAAAGACGGCCUGCCUCUGCGGAUUGAAAAGUACCCUGGCUGGAGCCAAAUGGAAGACGGUAGCAUUCGAGUGUCUGAGGUGACAGAGGACUCUCUCGGCACCUACACCUGUGUGCCUUACAAUAGCCUCGGUACCAUGGGACAGUCCCCUCCCGCCCCUCUGGUGCUAAAGGACCCACCAAAAUUCCUGGUGGUUCCUGGAGGAGAGUAUAGGCAGGGGGCUGGUCGAGAGCUGGUCAUCCCCUGUGAGGCAGAAGGAGACCCAUUCCCCAACAUUACAUGGAGAAAGGUAGGGAAGCCCAGCAGAAGCAAGCACAACGUCCUACCGAGAGGCAGCUUACAGUUCAAAUCUCUCAGCAAAGAGGACCAUGGGGAGUGGGAGUGUGUCGCCUCCAAUGUCGCCACGAGCAUCACUGCCAGCACGCACCUCCUAGUAAUCGGCACAAGCCCACACGCCCCUGCAAACAUCCACGUUUCAGUCUCGACGACCUCAUCCAACAUCUCCUGGGAACCCGGUUAUAACGGUGGCUUUGAGCAGACAUUCUCAGUCUGGGUGAAGAGGGAGAUGUUAGGACCGCAUGACUGGCUGUCCAUGUCUGCGCCCAGCGGGCAGCACUGGCUCCUGGUGCAAGGCCUUGAGCCUGAGACGGCCUACCAAUUCAGCGUCCUGGCCCAGAACAAGCUGGGGACGGGCCCUUUCAGCGAGGUCGUCACUGUGAACACACUAGUAUUUCCUAUAAGUACCCCAGAACCACUUGUGCUGCUUACCACACCACGGUGCCUCACAGCCAACCGGACACAGCAGGGAGUCCUACUCACAUGGAUCCCUCCAGCCAAUCACACAUCUCCAAUUGAUCAUUACAUCAUGGAGUUCCGCCUCGGGGAGAAGUGGGAUGUUCUUGAUGAUGCAAUCCCUGCUGGAGAGACUGAGCUUUUGGCUAGAGACCUGCUUCAGGAGGCCUGGUAUGAGUUCAGAGUUAUGGCGGUAAUGGAAGACCUCAUCAGCGAGCCCAGUAAUGUAGUGGGAGUCUCUAGCACAGACUACUUCCCACCACCUGAGGUUGCAGACGAGGGUCUGGCGCGGCCGGUGGUGGCAGGCAUUGUGGCCACCAUCUGUUUCCUAGCAGCAGCCAUCCUCUUCAGCACGCUGGCAGCCUGGUUCGUCAACAAACAGAGACGGCGCAAGCUCAAGAGGAGACGAGAUCCCCCUCUGUCCAUAACACACUGCAGAAAAAGCGUGGAGACUCCGUCAUCUUCUGGAAAAAUAAGUCCAGAAAGUGUGCACUCCAUGGGACCUCCAUUAGAGUCUUCAGAGGAUGGUUUACAAGCCAAGAGGUUUCCUCAAAGUCCAGCCAAGGAGAAGGAGCUGUCCUUAUACAAGAAGACCAAGAGAGCAAUAAUUAGCAAGAAAUACAACGUCUCCAAGCAUGAGGCAGAGGCUACCACACCUAUUGAAUUGAUCAGCCGGGGCCCAGAUGGGCGCUUUGUCAUGGAUCCUUCAGAAAUGGAGACUCCAGUUAAGGCACGACGCAUUGAAGGCUUCCCCUUCGUUGAAGAGUCUGACCUGUAUCCUGAAUUUCGACAGUCAGAUGAAGAGAAUGAUGAUCCGGGCCCCCUGCCACCAGUGAUGGCUACCCUCAGACCCCAUCAGAUCUCCCCCAUCUCCUCUAGCCAGGAAUCUUAUUUGCAGCCCCCAGCCUACAGUCCCCGUUUCCAGCGGCCCAUGGAAGGUAUGACCAUCAUGGAGACUAGUCGACUAAAGGCUACAGGGCAGAUCCGUGGUGCUCCUCACUUUCGAGCCUUUUCCCAUGGCCAGUUCUACAGCUAUUUGGGAAGUCCAGGGGAACCUGAGCCUCCACCCCCCUUCUACAUGGCAGACACCAGCCCUCUCAGCUCUGUAAUGUCUUCGCCCCCUUACCACCUGGAGGGGUCUUUUGGUCAUCCCACCAUCCCCGAGGAAGUUGGUGAGGGAGAGAUUCAGCAUUAUGCAGUCUCUGGCUACACCCUUCCCUUGGCACACCCCUCCUCUUCGCGCUCUCCAGACAUCUGGCAGCGACCCGAUUUCUCCUUUGCUACAAUUGAGGGUCCUCACUUUAUUUUUCCUCCCCCACACCCUUUGCAUCUUCAUCAUGAAUCUCCCUUUUCUCCCCCCCUUGUUCUUCCUCCUAGUGCCCUCCAGGUUUCUCCUUACCCUGGUAUCCUGCAGCUGGAGGCCCCAAAGAGCCGCCCAGGCAAGUCCCCCAGCAAGGUCAAGCCUCAGGGCCUUCCAGCCAAGCGUUUACCUAUGCAAGAGGCACAGAGUCUAGGGCAGCUAAGACACACAAGCCACAGUAUGGGUGUACCGGUAUUGCCUUACCCUGACCCAAUGUCUCACCUGGUUGGCCCGAGCUCAUUCAGAAGCCUGGACACCCGAUGGUAUGAGCUGACACCCAGGCUUAGCCCCAGGCAGCACCGUAGGAUGGAACCUAGCAUGGUUGUUCUGCAGCCGUCCCGUCUCUCACCUCUAACUCAGAGCCCCAUUAGCUCUCACGAAGGCUCACCUGAGAUUGUAGUGCGCCCCAGGCCACGCCCAAGCAUCAUUCAACCCCCAAUUCCCCCUGAGAUUUCGGAGAUCACCCUCCAACCCCCUUCUUCUGUUAGCUUCUCUAAGAGGUCUUCCCCCUCCUCCUCUCCUGCUCAAGGCCAAGGCAGCCGAAGGGCAAGUCCCAGCUACCGAUCCCACAUGGCGUUUUCCACCUCCGUAGCAAGCUAUCCGUCACAAUCCCCUUCACCUCCGUUAGAAAGUGGCAACAUUUUUGGGCAGAUGCCAACCCAGAGGAGGACUGAGGAGGAGAUCCUUCCUUCAGAACCUUCUCCACCACAGUUAUCAGCUUCAGGGUAGGUGCACGAGGCUUAUAGUGUGUGGACUGAUAAACCAUGCACCAUAUGGCCUAAGUGUAACAUCUACGAUCUUUCUGGGGUUUCAGUACUGCAAAAACACUCACAAAUCUAUUUGACUUUAUUGAAUUUUUGUCUAAAGUUAAAUUAGCUCACGUGUUGUCCAGGGCACAAUAAAUCAUUUUGCUGCUUACCUUACAGCUAGUUUGAACGAUGUUAAAACUCAUGCUUUCCUAA
Xyrauchen texanus (razorback sucker) is the source of this 4406-nucleotide messenger RNA. RefSeq names its product protein turtle homolog B-like. Gene Ontology annotation, biological process: cell-cell adhesion. The transcript is spliced from 18 exons. Gene Ontology annotation, molecular function: protein binding. The record is from RefSeq and is a predicted model, not a curated record. Lineage: Eukaryota; Metazoa; Chordata; Actinopteri; Cypriniformes; Catostomidae. The coding region runs from base 220 to 4173 and encodes 1317 amino acids.